AUGGGUCGCAAAGGACAAGGCCACAAAUCGAAGAAAACCAAUUCGAAUCGAAGCAAGCGAGAGCUAGACGAGCUCGUAGAUAAAUUGCUGAGAUUAAGCACGACCCAACAGAACGACUGUACGAAAUCAUUGGAGGAUGUGAAAGAGAUACGUUUCAUAACCGAGCAACUGUUGAACUUGCAACAAAGUAAUACCAACGCAACAACGAUCAGAAGCGGUGUGGUUGUAGAGGAAUUCGUAAAAUGGUGCGGGGAAAACCAAGCGAAGCUCGAAGGAUGCCAAAUCGCGGAGUUCGAGGGAUUCGAUUUGGGCUUGAAGGUCUGCGAGGAAAUCCCUCCGGCUUCGUUGGUCAUAUCCGUCCCGAGAAAUCUGUUUCUGACAGUCGAGGCGGCCAAGAAAACCGAAUUGAAACGAUUGUUCGACAAGGAUCAAAUGCUGCGGAACAUGCACAACGUAGCUUUAGCUAUGUUUUUGAUAUUCGAACGGUUCAAAUCGGACUCCUUUUGGCGACCGUACAUCAACAUGCUGCCUUCUUCCUACACUACAGUCCUCUAUUUUACUGUCGAUGAAUUGCUGGAACUGAAAGGAAGCCCUACGUUCGAAACGGCUUUAAAACAGAUCAAAAGCAUCGCCAGGCAAUACGCCUAUUUUCAUAAAUUAUUUCACACUUCAGACGAUCCCGUUUGUGUGUUCAUGAGGGAGAAAUUCACCUACGAUGUGUACCGUUGGGCCGUAUCUACGGUUAUGACCAGGCAAAACACGAUCCCUUCCGAGGACGGGGAGACCACCAUGAAUGCAUUGAUACCUCUAUGGGACAUUUGCAAUCACACGAACGGACAGAUAACUACCGAUUACAAUCCGGAGAAGAAACGUUGCGAGUGCCUGGCUUUGAAGCAAUACCAACCCGGUGAACAGUUUUUCAUCUUCUACGGCGCCCGGACCAACGCCGAUCUAUUCAUACAUAACGGGUUUGUUUAUGAAGACAACAUUUACGACGGUUACUGGAUGAAGCUGGGCAUCAGCAAAUCCGAUCCUCUGCAAGAAAAGCGCACGGAGCUGUUGAAUAAAUUGCAGAUAAACCCUACGGGGAGUUUUUUCUUGAAGAAAGCGCCCCUUCACAUGGACGGCGCCCUGUUGGCUUUCGUGCGAAUUUUCAACAUGAAUGAAGAACAAUUGCGCCAUUGGUUGGACAGCGACCGGUCGGACGACGUGCAAUAUUUAGAAUGCGCCCUAGACACGUGUCUCGAAAAGAAAUCCUGGAGUUUCCUGCAGGCCCGUCUUAAAUUACUGCUAGCCAUUUACAAGACCACGUUGGAAGAGGAUGGUAAAUUAUUAGAAGACACUGGUCUCGGCACUAAUAGGAAACUGGCCAUUCGAAUGAGAUCUACGGAGAAAUCCAUAUUGAGAAGCUGGAUGGAUUAUGUAGAUCAAUACAUAAAGCAGUAA
Phyllotreta striolata is the source of this 1446-nucleotide messenger RNA. The record is from the annotation of a GenBank genome assembly. NCBI's taxonomy places the organism in Eukaryota, Metazoa, Arthropoda, Insecta, Coleoptera, Chrysomelidae.